CCAUCGAGAAUCCUCUAUCAAUUUUUUGAAAUCCGUUGUAGGAUCACCGGGUUUGCUGCACAGAUCAAAACGGUGAUGGCCACCAUCACUAGUGGUCAUUACAACGGCCUCGGUCAUGACACUCGCCACGUUGUCUCUCGAAACUGUGUGAAACUCACUGGGCUCGUCUAGAUGCCCGGUAUAAAGCGCAGCACUUGUUUCUAUGUCGUCCUUGAGCCCGCAGGGUUUCACAAUCGUGGUGCUCGAUACCCCCGAGGUAGACAAAAAUGUUUCGGCGUUGAGUUUCCAGAACAAAAUGUCUCCAAUCCUGGAAGUGGAUGGCGGUCUGGUGGUCCCCAUGCUGCUACAGAGCACUACCCUAGGUGCCCCGCCGUUCGUGCUCGCCGUUCCGGACCGUUUCGUGGCAAUCGCUCGGACCGAGUUAACCACUCCUUCGAACUCAACGGCACGCUGGACUUCCUUCGAGACUCCGGGACCCGCACCCGCAGCAAUGGCGAGGACCGUCACCUUCCCAUCCCUUGCAGCGCUCUCGAGACCGUCCUGUUUCGUGACGUCGCCAAUGUAGAUGCCUUCCGAUUCGUCGCAAGCCUCGCAUCCUAGAAUAUCCCUGGCCUUUGCACGGUCCCUCACCAGAGCCCUCACCUCGGCAAUAGCGACUUCGUCGUAUACUUUCAUCUUCCGUUUCUGUUGGAUUUCUUUGCGUUGUUUCAGAGAAAGAUACAACCUGGAUCCCAAACGCCCUGUCGCGCCGGUAACCAAAACUACUGCACCUUCGUUGUUUCCGGUAUUAUUAGCAACCGCUGAAAAAACAGCAGUCGAAUUAAAACUCGCAUGAAAU
This is a messenger RNA of Pseudo-nitzschia multistriata, 838 nucleotides long. The record is from the annotation of a GenBank genome assembly. NCBI's taxonomy places the organism in Eukaryota, Bacillariophyta, Bacillariophyceae, Bacillariales, Bacillariaceae.